AUGGCCGGUGAUAAAUCUGGUGAUCGCAAAAUCUUGGAUCGUGCGCUGCGUCCAGCGUUGACCAUAGCCCAGUGUUUCGGUGCAGCUCCCUUCCCAAUAAAGGCACUUGAUCCGGACGCGAAUAACAAACAGUGGCGGGAGAUUUUCUACCAAGUACUACAGUUUUGUUUAGGUAUCCUGUUGAUCAUCGGGGGUAUGGUUGGAUUUUACUGGAAGCGUAAAUGGCGAUUUGAAAAGAUGAAUAUUCCGUUUUUCACCUUCGUUCUGUACAACUGCGAGAUGAUUCUAGGAUUGGUUGGAAGUGCAAUCGUCGUCCUUGCCUGUGCAUGGAAGCGAAAGAAAUGUGAAGAAAUUAUUAAUCUGCUACUGAGAACUAUUGAGGCGUUCCGAAAAAUUAACGAAGAGAAGGAUUUACACUGGUUGCGAUAUCAGAUGAAAAAAAUGGUUCUUUUCUUGAUGGUUUAUUGGUGUGCUGUCCUGGUGUUGGGUGGAAUCUAUGACCAAAGUAUAGUCAAAUUAAUGUUAACGACUUUGAUCUACUACGUUCCACACACUAUUCACACGCUAAGCUUACUGCAAUAUGCAUUCGUCAUUUUAUUCGCUUAUGAAAAGUGCAAAACUAUCAACGGUGUAAUAUUUUCGUUACGUUACACCUUGAAGUCCGAUCUUCCCAGUCAUUCCGACACAUUGGAACUUCUGAGAAAAGAACACAUGUUGUUGCACCGCUUAGUUUUCAAGAUCAAUCAAGAAUAUGGAUUGUUAAACAUAAUUACAAUGGUUCUCGUGCUAAUCGGUACCAGUAUCACUUGUUUAGAAGUGUACCAACAUACCAAUGUUCAAACUUUUACGAUUGACGCCCUGAACUAUCUUAUCUAUUCAGUUGUCUGGGUUUUGAUGUAUAUUUGUAAGAUGCUGCUCAUAUUGUAUCCCAAUCAUUUGAUGGAAAACGAGAGAGAAUAUACCGGUUUACUUAUUCAAGCUAUUCCUCUAUCAGAUCACGAACAAUUUAAAAUAGAGGUGACGAUUUUCACACGGCAAAUCAUGCAUCAGAAGGGACCCUACAUGGCCUGUGGAAUUGUAGCACUUGAUCUCAAACUGCUAGCAAGUAUACUUGGAGCUCUGACAACGUAUUUGGUUAUUUUGAUACAGUUUGAUAAAUCUGAUGCUCCGAAACCGGAAUAAACUUCAGGAUAAUCAUCAUUAAUUCGAUAAUCAUGAUCAAUGUAA
This is a messenger RNA of Uranotaenia lowii, 1227 nucleotides long. RefSeq names its product putative gustatory receptor 59f. Gene Ontology annotation, cellular component: dendrite; neuronal cell body; membrane. The record is from RefSeq and is a predicted model, not a curated record. The transcript is spliced from 4 exons. Bases 1 to 1182 code for a protein of 393 amino acids. NCBI's taxonomy places the organism in Eukaryota, Metazoa, Arthropoda, Insecta, Diptera, Culicidae. Gene Ontology annotation, biological process: sensory perception of taste.